Penicillium daleae is the source of this 1938-nucleotide messenger RNA. Its product is annotated as exonuclease V. The transcript has 2 exons. Gene Ontology annotation, molecular function: single-stranded DNA 5'-3' DNA exonuclease activity. NCBI's taxonomy places the organism in Eukaryota, Fungi, Ascomycota, Eurotiomycetes, Eurotiales, Aspergillaceae. Bases 1 to 1938 code for a protein of 645 amino acids. The record is from RefSeq and is a predicted model, not a curated record. Gene Ontology annotation, biological process: interstrand cross-link repair. Gene Ontology annotation, cellular component: mitochondrion; nucleus.
AUGUCCUGCCCACCGCAAAUACCGCGGCCUGAAGUAUCCGAUUCCAGCGACUACGGAUCCGACUUCACGCCAGAUCAAGAGGAGCUACUGAACGACCUGCUCACGAAAGCUGUCGCAGAACACGCGACCGUCCACCGAGACGCCACUCCAGUAUCAACACCAACGCCAAAUCAUAUCCCCGAGGACACAAUUACAACACCGGUCGCGGCAACACUUGCGGAUCUAGAUUCCUUUCAGCCAGCGACUCUAGCGGCGCUUGUCGCAGAUAUCGAAGAUGCUGUUACGAAUGCCCCCGGCGUCCGCCUGUCGAAGGUAUUGGGCCGGGAGAAGCCUGAUUCACCGUGGAGACGUUCGAGCCAACGGCCCUGGCCUGGGCCAACGAGUCCACGGAGUCCUACGGCUGGGAGACCAAGUCAGGGCUCAAACAACAGGGACUCCCCGAUUGGUAUGAUGGAGCACUCUGGAUCAACCGAAGGGAGAGAACGCGAACGAGAGCGCAGUGCCGUGCGCGAGCUUGAAUGGACACAAGAGACCCAACUAGCGCCGACGCUGGAUACGCGGACCCCCGUGGAGCGCUUUCGACGACCACCGAACAAGGCGUUCUCGGUUACGGACCUGGUCUCUCCGGCUUGGUGUGAGCUGCAGUAUUGGUAUACUCUAACCAAGCAUGGGCGGAAGAGAAGGACGCCCGCUAUGAAGAAGGGGAGCGUUGUGCACAAGACUCUCGAAGACGAGAUAUACACUACGGUCCCAGUGGAAAUAAAGACCAAGGAGGAUGCGUGGGCGUUGCGAAUCUGGAAUGUGAUACAAGGCCUGCAGAUGUUGAGGGAAUACGGCAUCACGCGUGAGUUGGAGAUCUGGGGCGUUGUGGAUGGGGAAUUGGUCAAUGGGGUUAUUGACCAGCUUUCCUACGAAUGUCCCGAUUCCGAGCUUGAGGCCACGGCUGGUGCAUUCUAUGAAGAUGCGGCAAAGUCACGAGCCGCUCUGCCAGAGUAUCAGAUGUCUUUAUCAGAUUUCUUGCUGUCUUCCUCUCAGGGUGGAAAACGAAUCUCGGAUCUCGCCGACUUGGGAGCGCCUGGGGAAGUAUCUCCCGUCGAAGAUAACCCGGCGGUUUAUGGGUUACCGCGAAUAUACAUGACGGAUGUCAAGACGAAAGCGAAUGGUUCUGUACCGACAGUCAAGAGCACAUCGUUUCGACCGACGUUACUUCAACUCCAACUCUACUACCAUAUGCUGAACCGUCUCAUCACAAGCGACGAUGUUACAAUGGAUGUGCUUGCAGCGCGCUACAACCUGGAUCCCGAGAAAUCAUUCACUGAUGGAUUUAUUUCAGAAGUUGGCGGCCUGAAUGACGAAUUCUUUGAUACCGUCUCAUCCCAGGGGUUCGACCUGGACGAUGUUCCUACCCCCGAAGAAGCAGUGCAAGCCUCUCAUGGGUUUGGCCCGGCUUCUAGUCCCCCACAUGCAAGUCAGGACUCGACUAGUAUUCUCCUGACCCAUGGCACCCUUCACCGUCUAUGGAGUUAUAUGAAAGAGCAACUCCGCCUCACCUUCAUCCCCUCAUUCUCUCCUCACGAAGAGUCCGUCGCACCUUCUAUCCCAUCGUUGACGCAGCCAGCGAUGCUUGAAGAAUAUCCUACUCUCCUCUCUCCAGUCCUUACGGCCCGGUUCCUCUCGUCAGCUCCCACGACUGAUCUUCACCCACGGCUCCUGGGAAGCAGGUCCUUCCUUUUCGAUCCGUCCACCAUGUCAUCCUAUAUCACUGACCAGAUGGAGUGGUGGCGGGGCCAGCGCAAUCCCCAAGGAGUCAGGAUUGUGGAAGCCUGGAAAUGUCGGAUCUGCGAGUUCCGCGAUGAGUGUUCAUGGCGACAGGAGCGUGAGUUGGAUUAUGCCACUCGAAAUCGGAGACGAAGAGCCGGUUCGUUGGCAGAUAUCUAA